AUGCUACUGAGACUGCAGCCAUAUGACCUUGUCAUUCGCUACCAACCAGGCAAGAGCAUCGAAAUCACGCAUGCACUCUCCAGGUUAUCACCACAAGAAAACGAGGCCAUCCCUGGGAUGAAUGUCCAAGUGCAUGACAUCCACCCUCAAUUCAGUAACAGCAUUCUGCAAAGAAUUACAGAACAAACUGCAUCAGACCCAGAGCUCACCGCUCUGAAGGAAAUGAUCCAUUCUGGUUGGCCAUUGACCAUCCAGCAAGUCCCAGUGCCCUUAAAGCCUUAUUGGCCCUUUCGCGAUGAGCUUGCUGUAGAUGAUGGGAUAGCCAUGAAAAGUCACCGCAUCAUUAUCCCCACCAUACUACAGAGGGAAAUCUUGACAAAGCUCCAUGCAGCACACCAAGGAACUGAGAAGACAAAGCUCAGGGCUAGGUCGUCAGUAUACUGGAGAGGGCUAAACAAAGACAUAGAUGAGAUGACCAAGACAUGUAGCACUUGCCAGGAGCUACACCCGAGCCAGCAAAGAGAGCCCCUGAUCCCCACAGAGGUGCCACCAAGGGCAUGGCAUACUAUUGGCACAGACCUCUUUACCUUAGAGGGUUCAGAGUACCUAGUAGUCACUGAUUACUACUUGAAGUAUCCAUUCGUUAGGCAGAUACCAAGAGGACAAAGCAACAGCCACACAGUAGUCAAAAUGCUGAGACAGACUUUCAGCAAGCAAGGAAUUCCCAAGGUAGUAAGAUCUGAUAAUGGGCCCCACUACAGUGGUCAAGCAUUCCAAGAAUUUGCAAGAGAACUGGGUUUCCAGCAUGUGACAAGUUCCCCACACUAUCCACGCAGCAAUGGUUUUAUUGAAAGCCGAGUAAAAUCAGUUAAAGCUGCUCUUCUCAAAGCGAAAACCACCCACAGGGACCCUGACAUGGCCCUCCUGUGCCUGAGAACCACACCCACUGAUCACAAACUGCCAUCACCUGCUGAACUACUUCUCGGUCGAGCAAUCCAGGACAACCUCCCAAGGAAAAUCCCCAGAGAUGCCUUAAGGUGGCUCCCUAUAGUUUUACGAUCGCACGUGCGCUGA
Molecule: messenger RNA, 1074 nt
Organism: Orbicella faveolata
Lineage: Eukaryota; Metazoa; Cnidaria; Anthozoa; Scleractinia; Merulinidae
Source: RefSeq, a predicted model, not a curated record